GUAUAAAUGAAGUUAGUGUUUUGCGUGUUGGAUUGGCUUUUUUUAAUAAUUUGAUAUUGAUUAAACAGUGAUUAACACAAAAAUAAUAGUUUUAAAGGGAAAGUAAGUGCAUAGGUUAUUGUUUGUGAGGCACUUUUCUAUUAGCAAAGUUGUAAUUGGUUAUUGUUACGAGUCCGUUGUGCUUGAAUUAAUUUAGUGGUAAUUUACUUAUCUACUUUAGGCUUGGAAAUCCUAUAGAAUUAAAAUGGUCAAUACCACAGAUAUUUUAAAGGAACUCUACUAUGGCGAAAAGUAUGACAGUUUAUCUUCUCUGCUAGAUGGUAUAAACUCUUUAAUUAAAGUUAACAUUCAACCUACUGAUAAAAUAACUUCAGAUUUAGCAGAUUCAGAGUUUUUGAAUGAAGUAAAAACGUUAACAGAUGAAGGAAUUCCUAUUUUCUUUGGGAAGACACUGAGAGAUCUUAAAUGUAUUAUAGCAGACGAUGCUUCGAGGGAUCAUGUUAUUUAUUUGCAAUAUAACGCCUCAAGGAAGUUGGUAAUAACAUCUACACAGUUGCCACACUCAUCUCUACAGGACCAAGAGUUCAGCUCUCUAAUAGAAGUGGUAACUUUGUUUAAAAAGUAUAUUGAAAAUCUAAAAGGAUACUUUCAUGAGUUACAAGGCAUUGAUAGGUACUGCACAGUUGUUGAUCCACAAAAUCCAACUUUUAAGGAAGAUUAUAGGAGAAUACUAUUGGAUGACAGAACAUGGCUGCACAUAGAAGUGACUCCAGAAGGUUUAGCUACAAAUGUCCACCUUGUGGGACAAACAGAAAAAUGGCACGAGAAGCUACAAGCUGGCCUACUACAGUGGGAUCAUGAUGUAGAUGUAGUUGAAAACAUUACAGCUAUAUUUGAUAUGGUGCAUUUCCCUUGUCAAGACAACAGAUUUCAACCUUCCAUCGCUGGUAGUGUGAAACCGCAAGAGCAAAUGAGAUGCUGCAUAUGCCUUUGCCAAGAGGUACCUGACAUUCCUGGACUACCACAGCCACUGUGUCAGAAUCCGUUGUGUGGCAUGUAUUUCCAUAGGGAUUGCCUAUUUCAGUGGCUUCUCGCAUGCGCGGGUGGACGACCACCGGCCUUUGGAGUGGCAACUGGCAAUUGCCCGAGUUGUCUUCAGCCGGUAACUUGUAGCAAUAAGGAUGGUUAACUUUAUAAUAAUUCAAGAACUAAGAAAAAUGGUGUUAUUUAAUAUAUAAAAUAAUUAUAUACCCAAAGAUUAUGUAUAUACAUUAAAUUCAUGUAAACAUUAUAUAUCUGCAAAAUUAUUUUGGUAUUUUAUUUUCUGGUCCUAGUACUAUUAUUUACUUGAAGUCAUAAAUGUUGUACUCCAGUCUGCAAUAAAGGAUAGAAGAGCCUAUUAGGUAUUCGGAUCAUAAUAUGAACCGGACAUUUAAGAAUCAAUCUGGUUUCCUUCACUUUCAAUGUUAUAAAUCCAUACCCAAUUAUAAUAAAUGCUGCAGCCUAAAGAACCUUUUCGGAGGUUACAGGUUAAGAGCCAUUAACUAAUCAUUGGUCCCGUGGCGCAGUCAGGGUCAUCAGCGGCUAACUGUAAAAUAUCCUCAAAAACAAGUUUCAAAUCAUUAAAUCAACUUGCAUACACCCAAGUGAGCGUUUUUUGUACUUUAUGAACCUGUACCUGGUGUUAAGGAAGGGGAGAAAUUUUGAAAUUAUUUAGUUAGUAACUACAGUUCUAACAUUAAUCUCGAACCUUCUUGAUGGCAACUAUACAGUACGAGCCUAUUGUACAACGUUUAUCAUAAGCAGUGGCUUAUCACGAAGUAUC
Molecule: messenger RNA, 1825 nt
Organism: Hyposmocoma kahamanoa
Lineage: Eukaryota; Metazoa; Arthropoda; Insecta; Lepidoptera; Cosmopterigidae
Gene: Fancl
Product: E3 ubiquitin-protein ligase FANCL
Exons: 4
Coding region: 245-1189 (314 amino acids)
Biological process (GO): protein monoubiquitination; interstrand cross-link repair
Cellular component (GO): nucleus; Fanconi anaemia nuclear complex
Molecular function (GO): ubiquitin protein ligase activity
Source: RefSeq, a predicted model, not a curated record